AUUAAUUUGCCCCGCAUAGAAUUGCGAAUUGGUGGGUUUUUUCAAGCGAGAAAAACCAAAACGACCCUCGACAAGGAAAGCCAAAGAUCAAGUGGUAGUGGUAGUGCUUUGGCUGCGAGCAAACGUGAGAUCACGCACAAGGAGUGGCAAAAACAUUCGCGAACCGCCGAAUUAAGAAAGUCAACUGGGCCACGAAGCAAAAAAAAAGACGCUUCAAGCACGUACAGCCAAACCGAAGUAGUACACUACCUCCACCUUGCCAAUCGCUGCCGUGGCAUUGUAAAAGCAACAUAGGAUCCAGGGCAAAGGCGAUUCGCUGUUUGGAUGAGCAAAAAUGAUUCUGCUGGAGAUCAACAAUAGGAUUGUGGAGGAAACGCUAACAGUCAAGUAUAGAAAUGCAAUCGCAGGAAACAAAGCGGAAUCCAUCGAUGUGACCGUAGCCGACUUUGACGGAGUGUUAUUUCACAUUUCCAAUAUCAAUGGCGACAAAACGAAAGUGCGAACAAGCAUAUCGCUAAAGUUUUAUAAACAACUGCAAGAACACGGGGCCGAUGAGCUGCUAAAGCGAGAGUACGGUGAGCUGCUAGUUGCACCCGAGGAUGGCUACAAUGUGUCGGUGCUGGUCGAUCUGGAAAACAUUCCGGAAAACUGGGAAGAGACGGUGCGAAAAAUCGGACUCUUGAAGCGAAACUGUUUCGCGUCCGUCUUCGAGAAGUACUUCGACUUUCAGACACAAGGCGAGGGUGAAGGCGAAGGGCAAAAGAGAGCAGUAAUCAACUAUCGGAAUGAUGAAACAAUGUAUGUUGAAGCCAAACCGGACCGUGUGACGGUCGUGUUUAGUACGAUAUUCCGUGAUGAAGACGACGUAGUGUUAGGCAAAGUAUUCAUGCAAGAGCUGCGCGAAGGCCGAAGGGCAUCGCAUACAGCUCCGCAAGUAUUAUUCUCCCAUAGGGAGCCCCCACUUGAGCUGGCCAACACGGGAGCUAGGGUCGGUGAAAAUAUUGGCUAUGUCACGUUUGUUCUUUUUCCAAGGCACACCGCAAAGGAAACGCGUGAUAAUACGAUCAAUUUAAUUCACAUGUUUCGUGAUUACUUGCAUUAUCACAUUAAGUGUUCGAAAGCGUACAUUCACUCGCGAAUGCGUGCAAAGACUUCAGACUUUUUGAAGGUGCUCAACCGUGCUCGACCGGAGCAAAAAAUUACGGAAAAGAAAACUAUAACCGGUCGAACAUUUAUCAGGAAGGAAUGAUUCUAGAACUUGUCGGACGUCUAGUUGUUAAAUGUGUAAGUAUUCAAACGAACCUAAUAAAACAAACAAGUAAAGAAGCGAAAGAGCAAUGAGUGGAUAUGAAAUGGUCUCAAAAAUGAUUUUCCGCCCUAGCGGAUAGGAUGCAUUUGGUUGGGAUAAUGGAAAAAUGAAACCAACAUGGGGCAAAUGCAUGCCAAAGCUUCCGGUACAUCUUGUUAAUUGAAGACCAUAUGUCUGCGAUACUUCAUCGUUGAUGAGUACAUUCAUUUUCAAGCAUGAAUCAUGAGCAUAUAUAAAUUGCAAAAAAAAGAAAGAUGAACGAUGGCAGACAUUUGUCCAAUGAAUAGUAAUGCAAAAAACAAAACAAAAAAUGCGAAUUUAAGCAUGAAAAAGCUAACUGUUGCAAUAGACUCUUUAAGCUCUCCCCAAAAUCGGAAACAAAGAUACAGCAAAUAUUCUUUAUUCAAACACACCACACUACGCCUAUACACUUUGACAUCUAAUAGUAAAAGUUAGUCGAAAAUAUACACUUCGAAAUACACAGACACCGUAAGUAGAAUCGUAUUGGAAUUUCUUAAUCAUCGCUGCCAACAUAAACGUGUCUGUGAACUGAUGUAGGGCCGGGACAGAUAACAUACAAUUCUGAGUGUAACUAUUGCCUAAAGAAACUGGAAAGCAUUUAAUUGAGAGGUAAAUUACUGCACCGCGAACCCAUAUAAUCAGUUCAAUUGGAAGGAAGUAAUAGCAGAAACGAAAGAGUGUGCAGUAAGCUAAGAAAAUUAAUUUUAUAAAAGAAAACAAGUAGAUGGCAAACAUCGUGCAGGAAGAAACAGGUUUAAAUUAAAAGAAAGCAUCUACUAACAAUUGCACUUUUAUAGAGGUUGCAUUUAUGGGUUGAAACCAAUUGCGGUAACGUAUGGCAAUCCUUGGAUAAGCUUGAAGGAUUGUCUGGAAUAUGCUUGAUGUGGAAAAUCGAGGAAAAUCGCACAAAGAUCAAAAUGCCAAUCACAAGCCUGGGGGCUGUUGAUGCAUCCAAUCAGACGAGAGAUACUACUCAAUGUACUAAUCAAUUCAAUGAACGAUAGAAAAAGAAAGCUACACUCUGCCGUCACUUGCAAUCGUUUGUUACGAUGCCGUUCCAGAAUCAGAAUCAAAUGAAAAGCAAGAAGCACGAAAAGGGUAGCUAGUAUUUUGAACACACCCUCCAGUAAAGAAUGCGUAAGCGCAGCAGAGGAACGCUGGAAAAAUGCAAUACUAAUCACGACCGUUAAGAGAACCGUGGCGGAAGCACGGAAGAACAGAAAAUGAACGUAAGUAUUGUUUUCCUCAUCGAAUUUUACCAAACCACACAAGAAACGUUGUUUACUAGUACUACUACUGCUAAUACUAUUAUUACUAGUAGCCUUUAGAAAAGCGCAAGCAAACGAGGGUAAAAUGAGGGUUCCAUGACUAAAGCAACCGCGCAAGAUACAGAAAGAGAAAAAAAGAGCAAAUGAGAGAGCAAACUAGUAAGCAUAUGUUAGUUAAAGAUUGAUCCUCGUUUAUGGUUGGCUCGGGGUUUGAUUGGAUGGCCAUUUACCAUUUUACUAACAUCCGUGGGAUCGACCUACCGACGCCUGGCCUGGCGAUCGAGAAGAUUAUUCUUUCAGUUGUUUGUAGUAUAGGCCGAGGAAAACUAGUUAUUGCUGGUGGAGAAGGCUAUUGGCGAUAGGUACGAAACGAAGAGUGAAAGCUGAUGUGCAUUUAUUUACCGGCGAACAAACACAAAACUCCUUUCCUGAUCGUAGCCGUUUCAUCGUCCUGAACAAGUUGUAACCGCCCUGUAGAAAUGUUGAACGAUUCUGCAAUUUGCAAUGAACGGAGAGAAUUCGAUGAUAAAUAUCUCGGAACAAAUGAAUAAUGUGAAUGUAACAUAACUUCCUUUUAGCUAGCGAGCAAAAGAGCGAUAAUUACUAACUUCGAUCAUGUUUUCCCUAUGGUUGCUGCACAUUGAGAUGAAUUUUUUCAUUGUGCUUGUAGCUAUGGAGGAUCUUAAUGCCAUUCGUUCGAGAUGGGGUCUCGUUUGUUGCAAGCAAAAUAGAUCCACUAAUUGAUCGUCGUUUGUGACAAGCGGGAUUUGGAAAACUAAAACGGAAAAAUAUCUCGAUUCCUACUGUAUGAAAUCCGCUCAAACCAUUUGUUGGUAAAAAACACACGUAGGCAAAGGUUUACCGUGAAUUACAGUUCCAGUAGAGGUGGCAAAUUUCGACCGAUGAAUAAUGUUCCCCUAGAUCGGAUAAUGCAGUUUAAGGAAGUAAAAAUGGAUUGCAAAACUAGACUCCAAAAAUGCUAUGAAAUCAGCAACCAUCUUCAAUAAAUCAGACCCAUCAACUAUCCAACCUGAUGGAACAAGACGUCGUGAUGCGAACGGUCUUGUGUUUGCGCUAAGAGAACUGUACUGAAAGAAAUAUUUCCGUUCUACGUUUUGCAUCACCCUGAUUCAUCCUAAAAGAUGAUGAAACGGGUCCGAA
Messenger RNA from Anopheles nili, 3759 nucleotides. It is a transcript of the gene Arpc2, whose product is annotated as probable actin-related protein 2/3 complex subunit 2. The transcript is spliced from 7 exons. Gene Ontology annotation, cellular component: Arp2/3 protein complex; actin cytoskeleton. The record is from RefSeq and is a predicted model, not a curated record. Gene Ontology annotation, biological process: actin filament polymerization; Arp2/3 complex-mediated actin nucleation. The coding region runs from base 335 to 1249 and encodes 304 amino acids. Lineage: Eukaryota; Metazoa; Arthropoda; Insecta; Diptera; Culicidae. Gene Ontology annotation, molecular function: actin filament binding; structural constituent of cytoskeleton.